CGCCGCAGAACGCGCUCUCAGCUCUCACCGUUCCGUUUGCGCGUGCUUCUCGAUACUGCAAUCGUUGUUCCGUCGUGUUCGUGACGGUUGCGUGGUUAACCGCUCGUGAUGCAACGUUUCUAACCUCCGUGACGACGCCGUCGAUCCGUUCGACUUCGCGGUCAGCAGGUUGACAGUCGUAGAACGGUCUGGCGGAGAACUCUGGCACCUGCGCUAGGUUCGCGGUGGGCCGAUGCAUCGCUGUAUGUGCGUGUGCAUCGCGAAGUAACGCGUAAUCGGGUUACGCGGUCGAUCCGACGAUGCCCCUCGGUGUUUUGUGAAAAUUUGUCGUGGUCACGUGCGCAGAAAAUGUAACUGCCAUUCUCGCUUGUCGACGACAGGAUAUCGUUGACGCGGUUUCGUUGUCCACAAGCGUGAUACCUCCCCCCUCUUUGGGAAAAAUGAACGGCCAGGUGCAGUCGUCGAGGGAGAGGUUAGACAGUUUUAGCUCUGACACAAUGGACUUAUUCAGGAUGUUCGGCACUGACCGCGUCCCCGCUAUCCCCAUCUCGGAUGCAGAGAUACCGUUGGACGACAGUACAGAAGUCCCUACAGAAGUCGACAGUAAGGUGAAAACGAAAUUGCUCUCUAUGUGGAAUAACGUUAAGUACGGAUGGACCAUGAAGAUGAAAGCGAAUUUCUCUAAAGAAUCUCCCGUUUGGUUGUUGGGCCAAUGUUACUUGAAAAAGUCUGAGGAUCCUCUGGAGAACGCUUCAGAGGCUCUGGAGCCAGAAGGAACUGGCAGCCAGGUUUCUUUGGCGAUGGAUGCUACCAAUUUUGAAAAUACCAUAGAGGAAUUCAAGAGGGAUUUCGCAUCGCGUCUAUGGCUCACGUAUAGACGGGAAUUUCCAAUUCUGAACGGUUCCACAUUCACCACGGACUGCGGCUGGGGCUGUAUGUUACGCAGCGGUCAGAUGAUGCUGGCGCAAGCGUUGGUCUGUCAUUUCCUCGGACGUGAAUGGAAAUGGCGGCCGGAGCAAUCUAUCGAGAACACUCAACAAAUGCGAGACGACUCCAACCACCGUAUGAUCAUCAAGUGGUUUGCGGAUCAGUCAAAGCCUGAGUCACCAUUCUCUAUACACAGGCUUGUGUCUCUCGGCGCCUCGACGGGGAAACGAGCGGGCGAUUGGUACGGUCCUAAUUCUGUCGCGCAUCUUCUAAGUCAAGCUGUGGAACGCACUGGUGAGCUUCCCAACAGCAAGCUCAGUCGACUGGCGGUAUAUGUUGCUCAAGAUUGUGCAGUAUAUAUGCAAGAUGUCGAGGAGGUAUGUCGUACUUCCGACGGUGGAUGGAAGUCUUUGAUACUACUAGUACCUUUAAUGCUUGGCACUGACAAACUGAACCCCGUUUACGCACCGUGUGUGACGUCGUUGUUAACAUUGGACGCGUGUAUCGGCGUUAUCGGCGGUCGACCCCGACAUUCGCUCUAUUUCAUCGGCUAUCAGGACGAUAAACUGAUUCACCUGGAUCCGCAUUAUUGUCAGGAGACUGUCGAUGUGUCGAAGGAGAACUUCCCAUUGACUAGUUUUCACUGCACGUCGCCGAGGAAGAUGUUGCUCUCGAAGAUGGAUCCCAGCUGCUGCGUGGGUUUCUAUUUCCCGAACAGAGAAUCGCUCACCGACUUCAUGGAGACGAUUCAUUCAUUUGUGAUACCGUCGAAUCAGAAGACUGACUACCCGAUGUUCCUUUUCUGCGAAGGAAGCAAAAAGGAUCUACAGCAGGGUAUCGAAGUCGACGAAUGUCUUCUAGCUUCGACAAGUUCCUUCGACGAUCACGAGACAUUGGAGGAUGACUUGUGCGAGUGCGAAAAGUUUGAGCUGCUACAGUAGUGAAAUGACGAGAAAUCAACAGAUAAACUUAAACACAGCGGUCGCGCGCUUGCUCGAAUAUCGGCGGGAAAUGUUAGUCUUGAAUAUCUCUAUUACAUCUCUACUUGUUCGUCCACUAUUCGCGACAAAUACUACUUUUUUUUCGUAUAUUCGCUCCUUUAGCGCAUGUAGGAAAACGUGAAGCAACACAUGAGCCGAAUGUCGCCACUUAGAGCGUUAAAAUCACGUCGAUUUUAGAAACAACAGCGUCGCGUUUCACGCGAUCAGGAGAUAAAAUUCGAAUUUACGCAGUAACUAGUUUUAUCGUUACAUACGAAAUUAAAAGAAGAAAUUCAAGGCAGACACUUGAGCAAAAUUGAUCUCCGGCAAGAAGUUAACCGACCGUUCAGCUGACAGGUCAUUUCUCGAUGGUAUAAUGUAUAUAUGUAUACGAGAUUAUAUAAGAAUGCACAAUUUUUCUCAUUCUGGUUUACAUGUUGAUCUCAAAAUUUAUAGAUUGCUUGAUCGAUCGUUGGUAUUAAUGUUCAACUUGAUAAGACUUGAUCGCAUCCACGUGUCAAGCGUAAGCGAGUAUUUAUUUUUCUUAGGAGUUCAGGUGUGACGCGUUUUUCUUUCUUUUUUUUUUUUUCAUGACUUGCAGCAUGCGUCAGGAUUUCGUUAAAUCACCCAGAUACUUAACGAUACUUAAUAAUUUUAAAUUUUAAUUUGCGAAUUCUCUCUAAUGUAUGUAACAACGAUCGAGUGGAUCAUGCAGGAGCUAUCUACUCGGUAAUCAAGUCUGAUUUAUUUAGAGGAGUUUAAUAAAGCGCUAAUUUAUUUAUUUAUUUAUUAUUAUACGUAAUUGGGCGCUAAGUGAUUUCAGCGUUGAAAACCGAGCGGGAGGUUCGGGGAGUGCGAGUGUGUGGUAUAUACAAGCUGAGGCAUCUAAUACAGGAUACACCUAAAUAUUUCGAGGAAUUUCGACGAUCUUAAAGUCUCGAGAACAAUAAUUUUAAGCGAAUUUUUGUCCCUAUUAACCACAGCCGUCCCUGCGAACUAUAAAACUUUAUACUUGACCGUAUUUUCGUAUUGUGUCAGAGGCAACAGAAAUAUUUAGGUAUAUUCUUUUGGAUGUAUCUCAUCCUGUAUAUGUAUAUAUAUAUAUAUAUUAUAUAUUUAUAUACGUAUGUGUAUGCGUAUAUAUUGUACUCAUACUGUUGAAAAUGUACACAAUAUCAAAUAUUGUUGUUAUAUCUCUCUUACAUCAAUAACGCAAUACGCACGGAAUAAAGUGAGGGAAAUGUAUGGCAA
This is a messenger RNA of Harpegnathos saltator (Jerdon's jumping ant), 3158 nucleotides long. RefSeq names its product Autophagy-related 4b (gene Atg4b). The coding region runs from base 441 to 1868 and encodes 475 amino acids. The record is from RefSeq and is a predicted model, not a curated record. The transcript is spliced from 6 exons. Gene Ontology annotation, cellular component: cytoplasm. Gene Ontology annotation, biological process: C-terminal protein lipidation; autophagosome assembly; piecemeal microautophagy of the nucleus. Gene Ontology annotation, molecular function: protein-phosphatidylethanolamide deconjugating activity; cysteine-type endopeptidase activity. Lineage: Eukaryota; Metazoa; Arthropoda; Insecta; Hymenoptera; Formicidae.